This is a messenger RNA of Fukomys damarensis (Damara mole-rat), 1011 nucleotides long. RefSeq names its product ral-GDS-related protein-like. The transcript has 9 exons. Gene Ontology annotation, biological process: Ras protein signal transduction; positive regulation of GTPase activity. The record is from RefSeq and is a predicted model, not a curated record. Lineage: Eukaryota; Metazoa; Chordata; Mammalia; Rodentia; Bathyergidae. The annotation marks the transcript as partial. Gene Ontology annotation, molecular function: guanyl-nucleotide exchange factor activity. Gene Ontology annotation, cellular component: plasma membrane.
UGCGUGCAGGUGAACUCACCUGGAGCAGACGUGGAGCCUCCCUUGCUCCUUCCCCUUGCUCACGGGGAGCAUCCAGAGCCCUGCAAGGCAGAAACGGAAGCUCCUGCUCCAUAUCCGGAGCAACAUGGGCCAGCUCUGCAGCCAGAGCCAGCACCAGAGAAAGAGCCUCCUCUGGAGACAGGAGAGAAGCAGAAGCCAGCUCCACAGCACUCCUGUGUGUCUCCUGUGGCUGAGAAGGGCGGAUCCCUGCAGAAGGUGCUCUUGGCCUUCUCUCCCAAGCUGCUGGCAGAACAGCUGACCUUGAUGGACGCGGAGCUGUUCAAGAAAGUGGUGCCCUGGGACUGCCUGGGCUCCGUCUGGACCCACAGAAACAAAACGGGCAAUGAACAUCUGGUGCCCACCGUUCGGGCCACCGUCACACAUUUCAAUCUCGUGGCCGAAUGUGUGAUCACCUCCUGCCUCGGGGACCCCAGCAUGAAGGCUAGAGACAGGGCCAGCAUGGUGGAGCACUGGAUCCAGGUGGCCAGGGAGUGCCUAAGGCUCAGGAACUUCUCCUCACUGCAUGCCAUCAUCUCUGCUCUGCGGAGCACACCGGUACAUCAGCUGAGCAGGACCUGGGGAGAAGUACCCAGGAAAAGCUUCCUAAAUUUCCAAGAGUUGUGUGCCAAGGACAGUGCAGAGAGCAGGAAUCUGCUCACAAAGGAGGGACUCUCCAAGAAGGCCACCCUGGAGAACAACCCCCACAGAGCACAGAUGGUGCAGCAGCAGAAGGGCAAGGGGAAUCUCGUCAACUUUGAGAAAAUUACAAAGGAAGCCAAAGUUCUCCAGGAGAUACAGCUGUUCCAGGUGGCAGCGAGUAAAUAUAAUUUUCAGCGUGAGGAGAAGGUUGAGGUCUGGUUCCACUCGAGGGAGUGGCUCAGUGAGAACGAAAGCUACAGCCUGUCCUGCCUUCUGGAGCCCCGACAGUGGCGGGACAACAGCACACUCAGGAACAGGAAGAUUUCAUCAUGA